Molecule: messenger RNA, 993 nt
Organism: Penicillium malachiteum
Lineage: Eukaryota; Fungi; Ascomycota; Eurotiomycetes; Eurotiales; Aspergillaceae
Product: Rtr1/RPAP2 family protein phosphatase
Exons: 1
Coding region: 1-993 (330 amino acids)
Cellular component (GO): nucleus; cytoplasm
Molecular function (GO): RNA polymerase core enzyme binding; RNA polymerase II CTD heptapeptide repeat phosphatase activity
Source: RefSeq, a predicted model, not a curated record
AUGUCACCAUCACAAGGUCCUUCCAAGUCCGCCCUCAAAACUUCUCUUCCCUCUGCAUACGCCGCUGUCAACGCCGAACAACCACAUGGAUACGAAUCAUUGCCCACCAAAAAAGAGCAGGAGAAAUACCUAGCAAACCGACCAGGUGCAAAUGCCCAACACUUGGGAAUUGCACUACAACAUGCCCAUCAAAUCCAAGCCCAGAAGGUCGCCGAAGAGAUGAUCCUAGACCGCACCGUGGAACUUAUCUCUAUCCCCACUUCAUCCUCAGCAGACCCUGCCGCACCCUCCACAGAAGACGCACGAACUUUUAAGUCUGCGCUCUUUGUCUUCCGACCGACUGAUUACGAUAAUCUCAUUACGGAACGAAACUACGAAGAUCUCUGUGGCUAUGGACUCUGUCCACGUGAAAAUCGCAAAGCGUCGGCAAACGCCAAGGGUCAGACUUUUCAUUUCAAAUACGGUGCUAAAGGUAGUGGACCGGGCGGACGAGGACGCAGCGUCGAUAUAGUGUCUCGGGAUAAACUAGAGAAAUGGUGCUCGGAUGAGUGUGCAGAGCGGGCACUUUUUAUUCGGGUACAACUGGCAGAAGCACCUAUCUGGGAAAGAAGGGCUGAUGAUAUACGCGCCAACCAUAUCGAAUUGCUGGAGGAGGCAAGAGCUAAACGCCAGAAGCAGAAGCAGAAGCAAAAGCAGACACAGGCUGAAGGUUUAUCGACUGCAAGUGUGACUGACGGCAUGAGCAACUUGAAUAUUCAAGAGGAUCGUUCUCAGGAACUAGCGAUCGAGCGAGGAGAUACAGCACCUGCUCUUCGCAAUGGUCGUAUAGAAAUCCAGAUCAAAGAGAAGGAGAGUGCUGGUUCAUCUGCGAGCGCACCCCAGUGGAAACCAGAGGAUGCGACUGGAGGUUCCAUUGAAGGAUAUGUUCCGCAAGAACGCAGAGAUCAGCCAACCGUCCAACUAGACGAGAAGGAUUUGCUUGAUCAGAUUUGA